This is a messenger RNA of Eurytemora carolleeae, 551 nucleotides long. RefSeq lists its product as uncharacterized. The record is from RefSeq and is a predicted model, not a curated record. NCBI's taxonomy places the organism in Eukaryota, Metazoa, Arthropoda, Copepoda, Calanoida, Temoridae. Bases 59 to 544 code for a protein of 161 amino acids. The transcript has 3 exons.
AAUAAUUUAAAAAUCUGAAAUAUAUUUAGCUCAUAUAACGGAUGAGAAGUUAGGAGGAAUGUCUGGUCUGUUUCUUGGUAACCGACCUCCAGUCUGGGUUUGGGGUACUCCUGAGGGUGGAGCUUUAUAUAUACAACCUGUACUUAAUGUACUCCCUAGUACACAGAUAGAUCAACUACGUCACGAUUAUUAUGUUGGCGGGACCGGGAACAAACUCACAGAAAUAUUGCUAGAAAGAAAGCUUCCUUCUCAGGCAUUUUUGGAGGAUGCAUACUCCAGUAUGCUGGAACUGCAUUGUAUUGAGAGUGAAAAGGAAGCUGAGAAAAUGGAUACAGAUUAUUUGUCAAGGAAAUCAAUCAAUCAACCAACUGCUUUCUUUAAGAUUAAUUCAGAAAUUCGGCAUUUGAAUCCUAGUGGCAAAAUAUCAAUCAAGACCGCCAAAAGAAACUUUUGCUCUCAAAACAAUUAUCAGUUUCUACACUCAGGGGCGUACAAGGGAGGGGCACUGGGUGCACCCCCCCCCCUUGGGGCACGCAUGAUAUGAUUUUAUA